Rangifer tarandus platyrhynchus (Svalbard reindeer) is the source of this 4194-nucleotide messenger RNA. Lineage: Eukaryota; Metazoa; Chordata; Mammalia; Artiodactyla; Cervidae. The record is from the annotation of a GenBank genome assembly.
AUGUCUCCCCAAGUAUGUGAAUUCCAUCUACCCUUAUCCCCAGAAGAGUUGUUGAAAAGUGGAGGGGUGAAUCAGUAUGUCGUGCAAGAGGUACUGUCCAUCAGACAUCUUCCAUCGCACCUUAAAGCAUUUCAGACUGCCUUUCGAGCUCAGGGGCCCCUGGCUGUGCUGGAGCAUUUUGAUACCAUCUACAGCAUUCUGCAUCACUUUCGAAGUAUAGACCCUGGCCUCAAGGAAGACACACUGGAAUUCCUGAUAAAAGUGGUGUCCCGCCACUCCCAAGAGCUCCCUGCCGUCUUGGAUGACGCAGCUUUGAGUAUGUCAGACAGAAGCGCCCACCUGAACGCCCUCAAGAUGAAUUGCUAUGCUCUGAUACGCCUCUUGGAGUCCUUUGAGACCAUGAGCAGCCAAACAGGUCUCAUGGACCUGGAGCUUGGCGGGAAGGGUAGGAAAUCCCGGGCCAAGGCAACCCAUGGCUUUGACUGGGAGGAAGAGAGGCAACCAAUUCUUCAGCUUUUAACACAGCUGCUCCAGUUGGACAUCCGUCACUUGUGGAACCACUCAAUAAUCGAAGAGGAGUUUGUCAGCUUGGUUACUGGCUGCUGCUACCGCCUCCUGGAGAACCCCACCAUUAGUCACCAAAAGAACCGCCCUACCCGAGAAGCCAUAAUGCACCUACUGGGUGUAGCUUUGACACGUUAUAACCACAUGCUGAGUGCCACUGUGAAGAUCAUCCAGAUGCUACAGCACUUUGAGCACCUGGCAUCCAUCCUGGUGGCAGCUGUGAGUCUUUGGGCAACUGAUUACGGAAUGAAGAGCAUUGUAGGAGAGAUUGUAAGAGAGAUUGGACAGAAGUGUCCCCAGGAGCUGAAUCGGGACCCUACGGGGGCAAAGGGUUUUGCAGCCUUCCUGAUGGAGCUUGCAGAGCGCAUCCCAGCCAUCCUGAUGUCCAGCAUGUGCAUUCUGCUAGACCAUCUGGAUGGAGAGAAUUACAUGAUGCGCAACGCCGUGCUGGCGGCCAUGGCAGAGAUGGUGCUGCAGGUCCUGAGUGGGGAUCAGCUGGAGGAAGCAUCCCGGGACACCCGGGACCAGUUCCUGGACACCUUGCAGGCCCAUUGCCACGAUGUCAACUCCUUUGUGCGCAGCCGCGUCUUGCAGCUCUUCACCCGAAUUGUCCAGCAGAAGGCUCUGCCCCUGACGCGUUUCCAGGCAGUGGUGGCCUUAGCUGUGGGGCGUCUGGCAGACAAGUCGGUGCUGGUCUGUAAAAGCGCCAUCCAGCUGCUCGCCAGCUUUCUUGCCAAUAAUCCCUUUUCCUGCAAGCUUAGUGACACUGACCUUGCUGGACCGCUGCAAAAGGAGACCCAGAAAUUACAAGAGAUGAGGGCCCAGAGGCGAGCCACAGCGCCUUCCGCAGAGCUAGACCCCGCCGAGGAGUGGGAGGCCAUGCUGCCAGAGUUGAAAGCUACCCUGCAGCAGCUGCUGACGCUUCCCCAGGAAGGAGAGGGGAUGUCUGAGGGCGUUGCCGAGAUGGAGACUCCCAAGGAGGUGGAAGGACGCAUCCGUCGGUUGCUCGCCAAAGCUAGUUACAAGCAGGCCAUGAUCCUCACUCAAGAAGCCAUAAGCCACUUCCAGAAGUCUGAACCCUUCUGUCAUGUGGACCCGGAAGAGUCAGAGGAGACUAGGUUCCUCAGUCUCUUAGGAAACAUCUUCAAAGGCCCAGCAGCUCCCACCCAGGAGGAGAAUCCCCAGGCGGCUGCAGGGAACUUGGGCCCAGGAGAGACUGGCUGUAAGGACAAGCCCAGUGGGUCAGAGCCUGAGGACUGCAGUGAUGAGCUGGUGAAGCAGGAGUUGCUGGUGCAGUACCUGCAGGAUGCCCACAGCUUCUCCCUGCAGAUCACCAAGGCCAUUGGUAUCAUCAGCAAGAUGAUGUACGAACACACAACCACAGUGGUGCAGGAGGUGAUUGAAUUCUUUGUGAUGGUGUUCCAAUUUGGGGUACCCCAGGCCCUGUUUGGGGUGCGCCGCAUGCUGCCUCUCAUCUGGUCGAAGGAGCCUGGCGUCCGGGAUGCUGUGCUUAAUGCCUACCGCCAACUUUAUCUCAAACCCAAGGGGGACUCCGCCAGAGCCAAGGCCCAGACUUUGAUUCACAAUCUCUCUCUGCUGCUGGUGGACGCUUCAGUUGGGACUAUUCAGUGUCUUGAGGAAAUCAUCUGUGAGUUUGUACAGAAGGAUGAAUUGAGCCCAGCAGUGACUCAGGUGCUGUGGGAGCGGGCAACCGAGAAGGUGCCCUGCUCCCCUCUGGAGCGCUGCUCCUCCGUCAUGCUUCUUGGGAUGAUGGCACGAGGAAAGCCAGAGAUUGUGGGAAGCAACUUGGACACCCUGGUGAAUACAGGGCUGGACGAGAAGCUCCCACAGGACUACAGGUUGGCCCAGCAGGUGUGCCACGCCAUUGCCAACGUCUCGGACAGGAGGAAGCCUUCUAUGGGCGAACGUCACCCUCCCUUCCGGCUGCCCCAGGAGCACCGCCUGUUUGAGCGACUGCGGGAGAUGGUCACGAAAGGCAGCAUCCACCCAGACCCGCUCUGGGUCCCAUUCAAGGAGGCGGCCGUGGCCCUCAUCUACCAGCUGGCUGAGGGCCCCGAAGUGAUCUGCGCCCAGAUGUUGCAGGACUGUGCAAAGCAGGCCCUGGAGAAGCUGGAGGAGAAGAGUGACCACCAGGAGGCCCCGCAGGAGACCCCCGUGCUCCCCACUUUCCUGUUGAUGAACCUGCUGUCCCUGGCUGGGGAUGUGGCUCUGCAGCAGCUGGUGCACCUGGAGCAGGCCGUGAGCGGAGAGCUCUGUCGGCGCCGAGUCCUGCGGGAAGAACAGGAGCACAAGAGGAAGGAGCCCAAGGAGAAGAAUUCAAACUCUGAGUCCACCUUGGAGGAGGAGAUGGGGCUGGGUGGGGCCACAGCUGAUGACACCGAGGCAGAACUCAUCCGUGGCAUCUGUGAGCUGGAGCUGCUGGAAGGCAAACAGACACUGGCUGCCUUUGUUCCACUUUUGCUUAAAGUCUGCAACAACCCUGGUCUCUAUAGCAACCCGGAGCUCUCCACAGCCGCUUCACUCGCCUUGGGCAAGUUCUGCAUGAUCAGUGCCACUUUCUGUGACUCCCAGCUUCGUCUUCUGUUCACCAUGUUAGAAAAGUCAUCGCUCCCCAUCGUUCGCUCUAACCUCAUGAUUGCUACUGGGGAUCUGGCCAUCCGCUUCCCCAACCUGGUGGACCCCUGGACACCCCAUCUGUAUGCUCGCCUCAGGGACCCCUCUCAGCACGUGCGGAAAACAGCUGCGCUGGUGAUGACCCACCUGAUCCUGAAGGACAUGGUGAAGGUGAAGGGGCAGGUGAGUGAGAUGGCCGUGCUGCUCAUCGACCCCGCCCCUCAGAUCGCUGCCCUGGCCAAGAACUUCUUCAACGAGCUCUCCAACAAAGCGAAUGCCAUCUAUAACCUCCUUCCAGAUAUCAUCAGCCGCCUGUCAGCCUCCGAGGGAGGAGUGGAGGAAGAGCCUUUCCACACCAUCAUGAAGCAGUUGCUCUCCUACAUCACAAAGGAUAAGCAGACCGAGAGCCUGGUGGAGAAGCUGUGUCAGCGCUUCCGCACAGCCCAGACUGAGCGGCAGUACCGGGACCUGGCCUACUGCAUGUCUCAGCUGCCCCUCACGGAGCGGGGUCUCCACAAGAUGCUUGACAAUUUUGACUGCUUUGGCGAUAAACUGUCAGACGAGUCCAUCUUCAGUGCCUUUUUGUCCAUCGUGGGCAAGUUACGGCGUGGGGCCAAGCCUGAGGGCAAGGCUGUAAUAGAUGAAUUUGAGCAGAAGCUUCGGGCUUGUCACACCAGAGGGUUGGACGCAGUAGAGGAACUUGAGGUUGGCCAAGGCAGUAGCCAAAGAGCCCCGUCAGCCAGAAAACAGCCAGCUGCCGCUCGACACCGGCAUGUGGCUUCCACAGUAUCAGACAACUUUGUCACACCGAAGCCCCGCCGUACUGCCCGCCAGCAGCCAAACACCCAGCAGCGAGCUUCAAGAAAGAAACUCAGGAUUGUCUUCUCGAGUGAUGAAUCCAGCGACGAAGAACUGUCAGCAGAGAUGAUAGAAGAUGAGACACCCAAGAAAACCACCCCCAUCCGCCGGGCAUCUGCUCACAGGCACAGGUCCUAA